Lichtheimia ornata is the source of this 2238-nucleotide messenger RNA. RefSeq lists its product as uncharacterized. Gene Ontology annotation, cellular component: autophagosome; phagophore assembly site. The transcript is spliced from 9 exons. Gene Ontology annotation, biological process: protein localization to phagophore assembly site; autophagy of mitochondrion. Lineage: Eukaryota; Fungi; Mucoromycota; Mucoromycetes; Mucorales; Lichtheimiaceae. The record is from RefSeq and is a predicted model, not a curated record. The coding region runs from base 1 to 2238 and encodes 745 amino acids.
AUGGACAGCUCCCGCCUCUUAAAUAGCCGUUACUCUACCGACGACGAGUACAACCUCGAUCGAAUUCAUGAUGCAAGUUCAAGUACUCGUCAAGCAGCCGCAGCCGCAGCACGACCUGAUCGCAUGAGGAGACCUCUUUUUCGUAACAACCAAUAUCAACAAGUGGCAACAGACCCACAUGGUCAACAACAUUCCGAAUCAGAAGACGACGAUGACGACUUGGAGGCACCAGCGUCUCUCAUGCUAGAACAGACACCUGAGGACCGUAGUCCUUUAUCAACAGAAUCACACCAUAAGGAACAGUUGCCACGACCAGCUAUCUCUGGACAAACGACAUCCUCCACUCGACAACAUAUGACAGCCUUUGAUCGUACCAUGUGGCGAUGGACAAAUGUAUCCAAUAUGGAUGACUUUUUCAAGCGUGUAUACGAUUACUAUCAAGGAAGGGGAAUGUAUUGUAUUCUACUUGCUCGUUUUCUUAAUCUAUUGACUCUUGGAUUCGUUAUUGGUUUCUCGACGUUUUUGAUUGGAUGCGUGGAUUAUGCACAGAUUCCUCAUCAUCAUGCACUUGGUGAAGUGGUGAUACCUCAAUGUGUGUCACGGUUAUCUGGCACAACGACAAUGUUCCUUGUUACAUUUAUCAUGUGGUGGAUAUGGCAAGCAUUUCGAUUCAUUAUGGAUUACCCGGUGCUCAAAGAUAUGCACAACUUUUAUCAUCAUCUUUUGGAAAUCCCAGAUAAAGAUAUCCAAACAGUACCAUGGCAAACGGUUUUGCAAAAAAUCAGCGAUAUCCGUGAAACCAAUCCAAACACAGCUCAAUCAUCACCUCUUCGCCUCAGUGAACACGACAUCACCAGCCGUAUCAUGCGCCAAGAGAAUUAUUUGAUUGCCCUUUUCAACAAAAAGACACUCAACAUCACUAUCCCAUUACCCUAUCUUCGCAACAUGCACAUGUUCACUCGAGAUUUGGAAUGGAAUGUAUCCUUUUGUGUCUUGAGUUAUGCAUUCAAGCCCAAUGGCCAGCUCCGAAAACGGUUCCUGCAGGAUAAAAAUCGAGUCUUGUUGGUAGCUGGGUUACGACGGCGAUUCAUUUUUAUGGGAUUGCUCAACUUUGUCUUUGCGCCAUUCAUCUUUGUAUACCUCAUUGUAUUCUUUUUCUUCCGUUAUUUCGAGGAAUAUCACAAGAAUCCAAGUGAGAUCGGUGCUCGUUCUUUUUCGCCGUAUGCCAAGUGGAAAUUCCGUGAAUACAAUGAACUGCCACACUUGUACCGGCAACGUCUCAGCAACAGCGUCCCUAUAGCCAACAAGUACCUGGAUCAAUUCCCAAAGGAAAAGACAGCAUUAUUGGCUAGGUUUGUGGCCUUUAUUUCAGGUUCCUUUGCAGGUGUACUUGCGAUUGUGACGCUGUUUGAUUCUGAAGCAUUACUCAACUUUGAGAUCUCGCCUAAUGGAACGAUCCUCUUUUAUCUCGGUGUAUUUGGCACAAUCUUUGCCGUGAGUCGAGGCAUGAUCCCUGAUGAGCAUUUGGUAUAUGAGCCCGAGCCUUUAUUACGCCAAGUACUUGAUCACAUUCAUUAUUUCCCUCAUGAAUGGGUCGGCAAACUGCACACGGAUGAGGUCCGAGCACAAUUCUGUCAGCUUUUUGAUUACAAGAUUACGCUAUUUGCACAAGAACUACUUAGCGUCUUAUUCACACCUCUUGUUCUUUGGUUCUCCUUGCCGAAAUGCGCUGAACAAAUUGUCGAUAGUUUUCGGGAGUACACAGUGCAUGUGGAUGGACUCGGUUAUGUAUGCAGCUUUUCACAAUUCGACUUUACACGGCAUGGUGAUGCACGUUAUGGUGCCCCUGUACAAGGAGAGGAUGAACAUAUGAUUAGCAAUGAUGGCAAGAUGGAAAAGAGUUUCCUAACAUUCAAGGCCAAUUAUCCAACAUGGGAACCUGAGAAUGUGGAAGGAUCCAUGUACUUGAGCAAAAUGACUGAAUUUCAGCAAACACGGCGACAACGGCAAAGUCAUCGAUUGAAUAAUUUUGGUGUGCCAGAAGGCCAUGAGCCCAGCAAACUUGGUGAUUCCUUUGCACGUACGACGAACGACGUUGUAGACUAUACAAUAGACGAAGAAGAAGAGGAUCGCCCAGGUGGAAUCAGUGAAAAGCGUGCUGGCAAACAACGUAUACGACCCGUGCUUGGAUUGCUGAACGAAGUGUAUGAUCUCAACAACAAGACCACUCCCAUGUAA